AUGAAUCUUGGGAAAGUGAAAGAGUUCUCUCUCAAUCGGAGAAUUAGGAUAUUAUGUCUGGAGCCAUUGUUUGGGAUAUUUGGUUACACCGCGAUUACGUUUGAUGCACCCGAGGUGAACUCUCGACCCAUUUUGGUUAAAAGUAGACAAUUUGUUGAGCUGGCGUUUAGGGCUUUAGUGAUGGAACAGAUUCACCGGGGUUCCCAAUUGCGUUCGAGUGCUGGAUCAAGAGUGUGGCGUUGCCAUCCGAUAGGCUGGUUGAAAAUCAAUUCUGAUGGGGUUGGACGUCAUGAAUCCGGGCUUUCGUCAUGUGAUGGUGCCCUGAGGAAUCAUGCGAGUCGGUAUAUUAAUCUCCCUUUCCUUAUACAUUCCCUGACUAGUGCAGAUAUGAAGGACGUAGAUUUCGAGCCGGAGGACGACGACCUCAUGGACGAGGACUCCAACAGCAACGCCGCCUCUCACCAAGCCUCUAUGCCUAAGCUAAAGUCAGUCAUCACUGGCGGCGCUUCUCUAAACCCUAAGAAGACUAAAGGUCAUGGCUUCCAUCUUGACGACGCCGACCGUCACUCCUAUCUUGCCUUCCGCGAGUUCGACUCUCUCGGCUCUGAUGAUGGUCUCGGUCCCAGAGAUGUUACUGUUGAAGGAUGGAUAAUCUUGGUCAUUGGUGUACACGAGGAAGCACAAGAGGAUGAUUUGCACAACGCAUUUGGUGAAUUUGGUGAGGUCAAGAACUUGCAUUUAAAUCUUGAUCGUCGCGCUGGAUUUGUCAAGGGAUAUGCACUCAUUGAAUACGAAAAGUUUGAAGAAGCAAAGAAUGCCAUAUCUGCAAUGGAUGGAGCAGAACUUCUUACACAGAUUAUCAAUGUUGAUUGGACCUUCAGUAAUGGACCCAGUAUUGGAUCCUCCAAGAGAAAAACUAUGAGAGCCGGCUGGACAAAUCACUCUCGGAGUCCUAGGAGAAGAUACUAGUUCUCUAUUAUGAGGGUCAAUUUGUAAAGAGAGUUUGAGAUUCGGUGCUUGAAAUUUACUGAACUAUGUACUUUUAUUUGUCUACUAUGUUAGAAAUCCAGACGAGGGUAUCACGGCCAAGGAAAUGGCAAAUGGGGAUAGUUCCUGGCUUUAUCUUAAUAAUCUUAAAGGCCAGAUGAUUAGGACUCCAAGCCGAUGUAUCUUUGU
This is a messenger RNA of Hibiscus syriacus, 1176 nucleotides long. RefSeq names its product RNA-binding protein Y14-like. Gene Ontology annotation, cellular component: cytoplasm; exon-exon junction complex; nucleus. Gene Ontology annotation, biological process: RNA splicing. Gene Ontology annotation, molecular function: mRNA binding. NCBI's taxonomy places the organism in Eukaryota, Viridiplantae, Streptophyta, Magnoliopsida, Malvales, Malvaceae. The transcript is spliced from 6 exons. The coding region runs from base 1 to 969 and encodes 322 amino acids. The record is from RefSeq and is a predicted model, not a curated record.